This is a messenger RNA of Argentina anserina (silverweed cinquefoil), 1772 nucleotides long. Its product is annotated as trans-cinnamate:CoA ligase, peroxisomal-like. The coding region runs from base 1 to 1722 and encodes 573 amino acids. The transcript is spliced from 2 exons. Lineage: Eukaryota; Viridiplantae; Streptophyta; Magnoliopsida; Rosales; Rosaceae. The record is from RefSeq and is a predicted model, not a curated record.
AUGAGUGCACCGAUGAAUAUGCUUCCCAAAUGCGAUGCCAACUACGUAGCUCUCACCCCUACAACUUUCUUGAAGAGAGCUGCUGCGUUUUACUCCAACCGUACUUCUCUCAUCUACGAAGGAACACGCUUCACAUGGCGCCAAACCUAUGACCGUUGCUGCCGUCUCGCUUCUUCCCUUGUUUCUCUUAACAUUGCCAAACACGACGUGGUUUCGGUGUUGGCUCCCAAUAUUCCUGCAAUGUAUGAGAUGCAUUUCGCCGUGCCGAUGGCUGGUGCGGUACUCAACACCAUCAACUCUCGACUUGAUGCCAGAAACAUCGCUUCCAUUCUGAAACACUCCGGCGCCAAGGUUUUCUUCGUCGACUAUGAGUUUGUCCGUCAAGCGCGUGAAGCUCUCACGAUCCUCAUGAUGGGCUCUCAGCCAUCCAUGAUGCCAUUGGUCAUCGUGAUCGACGACAUUGACUCUCCCACAGGAGUUCGGUUAGGAGAACUCGAGUACGAGCAGCUCAUCCACAAGGGCAAUCCCCGGUUCGUCCCCAUUGACGUCGCCGACGAGUGGGACCCUAUUGCCUUGAACUAUACUUCUGGCACAACCUCUGAACCAAAAGGUGUUGUGUACAGCCAUAGAGGUGCUUACUUGAGCACUCUGAGCCUAAUUCUGGGUUGGGAAAUGGGGAGCCAACCUGUUUAUCUUUGGACGCUCCCUAUGUUUCACUGCAACGGCUGGACCUUCACUUGGGGCGUUGCAGCACGUGGUGGUACCAACGUCUGCCUCCGCAACACCACCGCGUACGACAUCUACCGCAACAUAAGAAGACACAACGUCACUCACAUGUGUUGUGCUCCCAUCAUUUUCAACAUACUCCUAGAAGCCAAGCCCCAUGAGCGCUGCCACAUCACAAACCCUAUUCAGAUCCUCACCGGCGGGGCACCACCACCGGCUCCUCUGCUCGAGAAGAUAGAGCCGCUCGGGUUCAAAGUCACUCACGCUUACGGCCUGACUGAAGCAACCGGACCGGCUCUGGUUUGCGAGUGGCAGGCCAAGUGGAACAAGCUACCAAGGGAGGAGCAAUCCAAGCUUAAAGCGAGGCAAGGAAUAAGCAUACUGACUCUGGCCGACGUGGACGUGAAGGACUUGGAGACAAUGACUAGUGUACCCCACGACGGCAAGACCAUGGGAGAGAUAGUGUUACGUGGAAGUAGCAUCAUGAAAGGAUACUUCAAGGACAAGGAGGCCACCAACAAGGCUUUCAAGAACGGCUGGUUCUUGACCGGAGACGUCGGUGUUAUACACCCCGAUGGUUACCUAGAAAUCAAGGAUAGAUCGAAAGACGUGAUCAUCUCCGGUGGGGAGAACAUCAGCAGUGUAGAACUUGAAAACGUGCUCUACAGACAUCCACAAGUUCUGGAAGCGGCAGUGGUGGCAAUGCCCCACCCUCGCUGGGGUGAGAGCCCUUGUGCUUUCGUGGCCCUCAGAAGCAACAACACCAUCGUGACUGAGGCAGACAUCAUUGCCUACUGUCGGAAGAAUCUACCGCACUUUAUGGUGCCGAAAAAGGUUGAGUUUGUGGUUGAGCUGCCCAAGACUUCGACCGGGAAGAUUCAAAAAUUCGAAUUGAGGGCUAAGGCAAAGGCAUUCAACGUCGUUGUUUCAUCGGAUAAUCAACAGGUCAUUGAUCCUCUUUGCAACGAGCAGAUGCUUGCUUUGUCCCGUCUGUGAAUUUUUUUUAAUCAUCAUAUAAGCUCGUUUCAUAUAUAUUUAUCUGUCAA